Messenger RNA from Papilio xuthus (Asian swallowtail), 2821 nucleotides. RefSeq names its product inhibitor of growth protein 1. The transcript is spliced from 5 exons. Lineage: Eukaryota; Metazoa; Arthropoda; Insecta; Lepidoptera; Papilionidae. Bases 108 to 1073 code for a protein of 321 amino acids. Gene Ontology annotation, biological process: positive regulation of DNA-templated transcription. Gene Ontology annotation, cellular component: nucleus. The record is from RefSeq and is a predicted model, not a curated record.
GCUUGUGACGGCUGUUGAGUGCAAGAACUUGUUAUUAGCUUUGAAAGUGUUUAAUUAUUUUGGUAUCUCAGAGUUAUAAUAAUGAAAAUUGAAUUGAAUUUUUAACCAUGUUGAAUUCGGCAUCUACAGAAGCUGCCCUUUCGGCUACUUACGUUGAAAAUUACUUAGAUUGUGUCGAAAAUCUCCCAAAUGAUUUGCAGCGACAUUUAUCGCGUAUGCGAGAGCUCGACGUAACUUAUAGAGAAUGUCUUCGUGAUGCUGAAACACAUUUAGCAGUGUGCAUAGGAGCCAACACAGAAGAGAGGCGUCGCACUCGCGCUGCUCUGCGGCUACAGGCUGUGCUGGUUGCGGCUCAAGAGAUAGGAGAUGAAAAAUUACAAGUAGUACAGAUUCUACAAGAUCUUAUAGAUAAUAAACAAAGGUCUCUUGAUGCUGAUCAUAAAAAUCUAAUCUCUUGCCUUGAUGUGAACACAAAUGGUACAGUUAAGGAGGAGCCAUCACCAACAUUGGAAUCUCUUCGGCCCGGAGAAAAAGAGCGCAGCACGCCGCCGCAGCAGCAUGCACCGCCGCCACCUCCACCUGAAAGAAAUAAUGACAAAGAAAAAGAAAAGGAACGGGAUAAAAGUGGAGGUGAAAGGUGGUCAAAGAGAGCGCGGCGGUCGCGCACUACAACCAACGCGGCGACUGAUGGCGCGGACUCCAGCGAGCGGGAUAGUGAGCGACAUGCACAUAACACUACCCAUAAGAAAGGUAUUGGCAAGAAGAAAAAACGCAAAGCGAGACAGGCAGCACAACGUUCAGAAACACCGCCCGAAGAGAAUGAUCCAAUUGAUCCUGACGAGCCCAGAUAUUGUCUGUGCGAUCAAAUAUCAUUCGGUGAAAUGAUAUUAUGUGACAAUGAUCUCUGCCCCAUCGAGUGGUUCCAUUUCUCAUGCGUCUCCCUCACUACCAAACCUAAGGGUAAGUGGUUUUGCCCCAAAUGUCGCGGUGACAGACCCAAUGUAAUGAAACCGAAGGGACAAUUUCUUAAGGAACUCGAACGGUACAACAGAGAAAAGGAAGAAAAAGCAUAGUGAUUGAUGUGAUGUCAACUUGUGACAAAGUGAUCUUAAUAAAUGAUACGGUUAUACUUUAAAUGGAUGCAUUAUAAUUUAUUUUUUAUAUUAACCCAUGGUUCUAACUGAUACAGUCUAUGUUGUGACUUUGUUUUAAGUAAUAUUUAGUUAUAUCUAUAAUUAUCUAAAUGUUGCAAAAUAUAUAAUAAUUAAAAAUUACCUCAUUUUGAGUUCAGUUGAAAUGUUCCGCCUUAUAGAUGUAAACAGUUCAACUUUGUUUCGAUAAAAGUAUGAAAGGUUUUUUAAUUAAUUGCACAAAUAUACAAGUCUAUUUGCCACAAACUUUUAAACAUAAACGGCCCUAAGCAGUAAUCUCUGUAGUCCUAAAUUAAAUUUAAAGUUCAGUUUAAUUUUGUAAGUAUUAAAUAAUGUAACAGAGAAUACAGUUAAAAAAUGUAUGAUACAAAAACAUUUAUCAUGAAUAUUAUCUCGGUUAUUCAGCUAAAGAAACUAAGAUAAACUCAAUAAAUAAAAAAAAAUGUCAAUAAUGUGAGAUGGCAGCUAUGAUAAUUCGGUUUUCUUUCUGAUUUGACUGUACUGGGCCUGUUAUUGUAUAUAAUAUGGCAAUAUGGAAUGGCUAUACUGCAAAGAAAAUAACCGACUUCAAAAAAUAUGGUAAUCUGUUUUAAUAUGCCUUGUUAACUUAUACGUCUUUGGAUAUAAGCUAAAACAACAAUGAAUAACCAAGUUUAACUAUUAAUAAAGCUGGCAUACAAUAUAUUCUUUAAUUUAUGGAUUUCGGGGUACUCUUUAGUUAACAUUUUUAAUUUAAAUGAUACUCGCAAGUUAAUUUCUUUACCUACUUAAUAAAAAUAAGUCUUACACAAUGACGAAUCGUUUCUCUUAGAAUGUAGUAACAGCUAUAAUUUGACUACGCGGAACGAUAUCACAAAAAGUCUUGCAAAAAACUUGUUUUACGUAAAUCAUUCAGAGAUGAAAAUACUCGCAAUAGCUAUAUGGAACUGGCGGUAUAAAUGCGCGCCAAAAAAAAAUAACCUCAAAUAGUGUGUAGUAGUGACAUUUAUAUUAUUUCUUUUUGAGGUUACAAAGGAAGCGCGAAAGUUAGUGUUGAUUGACAAUAAUCAUUACAACAUAAAAAAUUGCUCUAUUUAAUUUGUUCAUACACAAAUUACUUUUUCGGAGAACUAGUGAGAAAGCUUAUUUAUAAUGUUUUUACUACUGUAAUGCCAGUUAUUUAAUAACAGCGCGCACUAAAUAAAUGAUCGACAUUGUUGUACGAUAUUACUUGCAAGUUGAUAGAAAAAAUAUGGAACCUCCUUUUUUGAAGUCGGUUAAAAUGCUUCAAACUCUCGAAUGUUGAUUAAUUGAAUCUUAAAAAUUGUUUACAAACGACUAUAUUUAAUUUAAAAAAAAGGUUUUAAGAUUUUGGUUCGCAAUAAAUAGCUAAUUAAUACUUAUUAUUUCAUAAUACUAAAAAUGACUAUUAAAUAUUAAUUCACAACAUUCUCCAAUGUAACUAUAGUAGGGAAAAAAUUAUAGUAUUUUCCUUAUUCCUGUUUUUAUGGAGCGAUGAAUGAAAAGUAUUUAGUAUUUAUUUUAUUAUUUAAAAUCCUUUACAAGAGGAAAACUGUAAAUAUACAUGUAUGUGUCGUAUAACGAGAGAAAAACUAUAGACAUUAUAAUAGAAACUAAAGUACAGCGUUGUAAUUUACGCAUUUAUUGUAAUUAUCUUGUAAAAAGUGAUU